Molecule: messenger RNA, 6944 nt
Organism: Diachasmimorpha longicaudata
Lineage: Eukaryota; Metazoa; Arthropoda; Insecta; Hymenoptera; Braconidae
Gene: Mi-2
Product: Mi-2
Exons: 8
Coding region: 700-6687 (1995 amino acids)
Biological process (GO): negative regulation of transcription by RNA polymerase II; chromatin remodeling
Cellular component (GO): chromatin; nucleus
Molecular function (GO): chromatin binding; DNA binding; ATP hydrolysis activity
Source: RefSeq, a predicted model, not a curated record
UUGGAAACUAUUAUAACCGGGUCGAGACUAGAAGCGGAUUCAAGAACUAACUAAAUCGAGAUUUAUUGACUUGAGAUUCAUUGUGAAAUUGAUGGAAACUCCAAUAUUGCCUAUAUUAAAUAAUUUGUAUUAAAUAUACUUCUUCCAAGAAGAGAAAUUAACAUUUCGAAAAAAUCAAAGCAUAAAAUUCAGUGGAAAAGGCAAAAAUGAGUAGUGUAGGUGAAGGGGUGUUUGGGGCGCCAUGAAAAAUAGUUGAAAGCACGAUAGGUGGGGGGCAAGUGUCGAAUGGAAGCUCAUCGGCCCCAGAGGGACGGGUCGGGGAAUACGAAAAGAAGAGCAUAUAGUACAAAGUACGGUGUGAAAGAGAGAGGUCUGCAGUACGGUAGUAACCACAGCCAAGGUGAACAGUUCGAGCCCCAAGUCCAUCUCCCCUCCCCCCACACAACCCCAACUGACUCAUAAAUGUGUUGUAUACGUGUGGGUUAGAUUGAGGUAGUGUUGGUUUGUACGAAAAAGCCGAAGUAGCCGAAGGUGAACGCCGAAUACAUCAGUGUUACCGAAGUACCCCGAACAUAAUACCGAGGCAGCGUGAGCAUCUAGUAACGCCGUUAAUGUCGCAUUUACCCGCCGUUUUUAUCCACGUUUGUCGUUGAAUUGUCAAUAAUUAGUGGUCUAAAUAACAAAUAAAGUGUAUCGUCGAUGGCGUCAGACGAGGAGGUAGAGGAGAGUUACGCAGGGGAAGAUGACGUGGAGGAGUCUAAUGCAACAGUAGCCAAUGUCGCUCAACCCCUCGACGGCUCGUCGGACGCUGAAGAAUCUCAAAGACUCGAGGAGGAUGAUGACUACGAGCCCGAAGAACGGAAAAAGAAGAAAGGAAAGAAGCGAAAAGCCAGGAGUGAGGAUAAAAAAGGCAAGAAGAAGAAAAAGAAGAAAAAAUCAGAUUCAGGAGAUGAGAGUGAUUACGGAGGUGGUGGUGAGGUCGUCGAUGGUGGUGGUGGUGGUGGUGGCGGUGAUGACAGUGACUACGCGAGCAAUCGUAAGAGUAGAAAAUCAUCGUCAAGAAAAUCGUCGAGUCACAGUGGCUCGACAGCCCAAGUUCAGGAGCCAACGACUGGAAUGCCAACGAUUGAGGAAGUUUGCAGUACAUUUGGCCUGACGGAUGUACCAAUUGAGUACACAGAUGCAGAUUUUCAGAAUCUCACGGCUUACAAAUUGUUCCAACAGCACGUGAGGCCAGCCCUGGCCAAAGAGAACCCAAAAGUCCCGAUGUCAAAGCUCAUGAUGCUGGUGGCAGCAAAAUGGCGUGACUUCCUGGUGCUAAAUCCCCAUACCCAACCGGACACCGAAGUCUCGAUGACAAAUGCAGAGGAAGAGAGCAGAAGUGCCAGAUCGAGUCGUGGUGCACCUGUUCAAGAGAUCGAUGACGAUGAGGAGGAGGAUGAGGACAGUGAUCGAAAGAGAAAAUCACGCGGUUCGAGAGCCAAGAAGGGGAAAAAGGCGUCAAAGGUGCCAACCCUGAAGAUCAAGCUGGGGAAACGAAAACGAGGAAGCUCCGACGAGGAGGCCGAAGGGAGCGUCGCAGGCUCUGACAGGGACUCCGACAUGGAAUUUGAGCAAAUGCUGGCUGAUGCUGAAGAGGCACCGGGCGGUGAGGGCGGAAGCACUAAGGGCCACGAGGAUGCGGCCCCUGAGGUGCCUGCUGAGCCACCCGUACGCAGGAAGGCUAAAACCAAGAUUGGAAAUAAAACUAAGAAGAAAAAGAAGACCAAGACAACCUCCAAGUUCCCAGAUGGCGAGCAGACCGAUCAUCAGGACUACUGCGAGGUGUGUCAGCAAGGUGGUGAGAUAAUCCUCUGUGACACGUGCCCGAGGGCAUACCAUUUAGUGUGUCUCGAGCCAGAGCUGGAGGAGACCCCCGAGGGAAAAUGGAGCUGUCCUCACUGCGAAGGCGAAGGUAUUUCAGGAGCCGCCGAGGAUGACGACGAGCACAUGGAAUUUUGUCGCGUCUGCAAGGACGGUGGAGAACUCCUCUGUUGUGACAGCUGUACAAGCGCUUAUCACACACAUUGUCUGAACCCACCCUUGUCCGAAAUCCCCGACGGUGAUUGGAAGUGUCCGAGAUGUUCUUGCCCUCCUCUAAUGGGUAGAGUGGCCAAGAUUUUAACCUGGAGAUGGAAAGAGAGUACAGAGAGUCCAUCGGAAGAGCCUUCUACCAGCAAAGCAGCCCCAAAGCCCCGACGAACUCGCCAGUUCUUUGUCAAAUGGGCGGAUAUGUCGUACUGGCACUGCGACUGGGUGACGGAACUCCAGCUGGAUGUAUUCCAUCCCCUCAUGUUCAGAAAUUACUCUCGUAAAUACGACAUGGACGAGCCUCCGAAGCUAGAGGAGCCACUCGAUGAGAGUGACAAUCGUGUGAAACGUCUGCUCGCUGUUGACAAUGCAGCAUCAAGUCGUGAUGAGACAGCCCUGGAGGAGAAAUUCUAUCGUUACGGAGUGCGUCCAGAGUGGCUGGUGGUCCAUAGAGUGAUAAAUCAUCGUUAUCAGAGAGAUGGCAGAGCGGCUUACCUCGUUAAAUGGCGAGAACUUGGGUACGAUCAGGCCACGUGGGAGAACGAGCACGAGGACAUUCCUGGGUUAAAGCAGGCCAUCGAUUAUUACCAGGAUUUGCGAGCUGCCAACAGUUUAGAGGGUACCACAUCGAGAAAAGGAAAGAAGGGUAAAGGAAAGAAGUCCAAGACACGUGAGCUCAUUGACGAUGAAGAGAGAGCUCCAAGACGUUACACCCCACCUCCUGACAAGCCCACAACAGACCUGAAGAAGAAAUACGAGAGACAGCCCGACUAUCUUGAUAUAACAGGGAUGCAACUCCAUCCCUAUCAGCUUGAGGGUCUCAACUGGCUGAGAUACUCGUGGGGACAAGGCAUCGAUACUAUUCUCGCUGAUGAAAUGGGUCUCGGAAAAACAAUUCAAACCAUCACUUUUCUGUAUUCACUCUACAAGGAGGGACACUGUAAGGGACCUUUCCUCGUCUCUGUUCCCCUAUCCACUAUUAUUAAUUGGGAGCGUGAGUUCGAGACAUGGGCCCCUGAUUUCUACUGUGUCACCUAUGUCGGUGAUAAAGACAGUCGAAUUGUCAUCCGAGAGAAUGAAUUGUCUUUUGAGGAGGGUGCUGUGCGUUCAGGUCGUGCCUCCAAGAUUCGCUCAUCACAGAUUAAAUUCAACGUCUUGCUGACCAGUUAUGAACUCAUCUCCAUUGAUUCUGCAUGCUUGGGAUCUAUUGACUGGGCUGUCCUCGUAGUAGACGAGGCCCACAGACUCAAGUCUAAUCAGUCCAAGUUCUUCAGGUUGUUGGCAUCAUAUAACAUUGCUUAUAAAUUGUUGCUCACUGGUACACCUCUUCAGAACAAUCUCGAGGAACUUUUCCAUCUCCUGAAUUUCCUCUGUCGAGACAAGUUCAACGAUUUGUCUGCUUUCCAAAAUGAAUUUGCAGAUAUUUCGAAAGAGGAGCAGGUGAAAAAACUCCAUGAGAUGUUGGGACCUCACAUGUUGAGAAGAUUGAAGGCAGAUGUAUUAAAAAAUAUGCCCAGCAAAUCGGAAUUCAUUGUUCGUGUCGAGCUCUCUCCAAUGCAGAAGAAAUACUAUAAAUACAUUUUAACGAGAAAUUUCGAGGCGCUUAAUCCAAAGGGUGGUGGCCAACAGGUGUCUCUCUUGAAUAUCAUGAUGGACUUGAAAAAGUGCUGUAAUCAUCCGUAUUUAUUCCCUGCUGCAUCCCAAGAGGCACCAACUGGUCCAAACGGGAAUUACGAGAGUUCAGCAUUGAUAAAAGCAGCUGGUAAACUCGUACUCUUAAGCAGGAUGCUCAAGAAAUUGAGGGAUGAUGGCCACCGAGUUCUCAUUUUCUCCCAAAUGACCAAGAUGUUGGACAUUCUCGAGGAUUAUCUCGAGGGUGAAGGCUAUAAGUAUGAGAGGAUCGAUGGUAAUAUCACCGGUACACAACGGCAAGAGGCUAUCGACAGAUUUAAUGCACCUGGUGCCCAGCAAUUUGUAUUUCUACUUUCUACUCGUGCUGGUGGUCUUGGUAUUAAUUUGGCUACAGCUGACACUGUGAUAAUCUACGAUUCCGAUUGGAAUCCUCACAAUGAUAUUCAGGCAUUCUCUCGUGCUCAUAGAAUUGGCCAGGCAAACAAGGUCAUGAUCUAUCGAUUUGUCACGAGAAAUUCAGUGGAGGAACGUGUUACUCAGGUCGCCAAACGAAAGAUGAUGUUGACGCAUCUAGUUGUGAGACCUGGAAUGGGCGGUAAAGGUGCUAACUUCAGUAAACAAGAACUAGAUGAUAUUCUGCGCUUUGGAACUGAAGAGCUGUUCAAAGAAGAGGAGGGCAAGGAGGACGAGGCAAUCCAUUAUGACGAUAAAGCCGUAGCUGAACUCUUGGAUCGCAGUAAAGAGGGUAUUGAACAAAAGGAGAACUGGGCAAAUGAGUACUUAAGUUCCUUCAAAGUUGCGUCCUACGUUACCAAGGAGGGUGAGACAGAGGAGGAGGCUGAUACGGAGAUUAUCAAACAAGAAGCUGAGAACACAGAUCCAGCUUACUGGAUAAAACUUCUCAGGCAUCACUACGAGCAGCAGCAGGAGGAUAUCGCGAGAACUCUUGGCAAGGGUAAACGUGUCCGUAAACAGGUGAAUUACAACGAUGGAGGUGUCACUGGAGACCAGGGUGCGCGUGACGAUCAGCCCUGGCAGGAGAAUCUCUCUGACUACAACAGUGACUUCAGUGCACCGAGUGAUGAUGAUAAGGAGGAUGAUGACUUUGAUGAGAAGGGCGAUGGGGACCUGCUCUCCAGGAGGAGUAGACGACGAUUGGAGAGGCGUGAUGAGAAGGACAGACCAUUGCCACCCCUGCUUGCUAGAGUUAACGGCAAUAUUGAGGUUCUUGGUUUUAAUGCGAGACAACGAAAGGCCUUCCUCAACGCCAUAAUGCGUUAUGGGAUGCCACCUCAAGAUGCGUUCAAUUCUCAAUGUAGGUUGGUGCGAGACCUAAGGGGCAAAUCGGAAAAGAACUUCAAGGCCUACGUCUCCCUCUUCAUGAGACAUCUGUGUGAGCCAGGUGCUGACAAUGCAGAAACAUUCGCCGAUGGUGUACCCCGAGAGGGACUCAGUCGUCAACAUGUGUUGACAAGAAUUGGUGUAAUGUCCCUAAUUCGUAAGAAAGUCCAGGAGUUUGAACACAUCAAUGGCUAUUACUCAAUGCCUGAGAUGAUUAGAAAACCAGUGGAGCCAGUCAAGUCAGAGGGUACAGCUGUUGGUGUAACCGCAACUCCAGGUGCUGCAACAACAGCCGCCCCCGAGAACGCAACGUCGACAAUCACGAGUACCAGUACAACAGCAACAACAUCCAGUACUCCAAGUCCAACCUCGACAGGGGCACCCACAAGCACAUCUCCAUCCAUGAGUACCAGCACAAGCUCCUCAGCCCCGACCCCAGCGGCAGUGAACUCCAGCGAUACGAAACCAUCAAUCGACGAGGAAGGAAAAGACAAAAAAGAUGAGCUCAAAGAUAAGGAACUUGGAUCAGAAAUGAAAGAACCAAAAGACGAGGCAAGAGACCUCAAAGAGACAAGUGAUACAUCCAGUGAUAAGGAGGUCAAACCGAAGGAGGAGGAUAAGAAAAAAGAUGACAAGACGGUAGAUCCGGAGGGAUCUGAGAAAGAAAAAGACCAAUCAGCAGAUGGGAAAUCCGACAAAGUUAAACCAGAGGAGAAAAAAACUGAUGGUGAAUCAAAGCCGAAGGUUGAGGCUGAGGAGGACGUGGUUAUUGUCAAGGACGACGAAGAGGAGUCUGAUAAGAAAGAGGAGAAGGACAGCAAAGAUAAGGAGACCAAGGAUACGGAAGUGGAGGUCAAACCAAAACGUAAAUUCAUGUUUAACAUUGCUGAUGGUGGUUUCACAGAACUGCACACUCUAUGGCUGAAUGAGGAGAAGGCAGCGGUGCCUGGACGAGAGUAUGAGAUAUGGCACAGAAGGCAUGACUAUUGGCUACUCGCUGGCAUUGUGACACAUGGCUACGGUCGUUGGCAGGACAUCCAGAAUGACAUAAGAUUUGCGAUAAUCAACGAGCCAUUCAAGAUGGACGUUGGCAAGGGAAAUUUCCUGGAGAUAAAGAAUAAGUUCUUGGCGAGACGUUUCAAGCUUCUCGAGCAGGCUCUGGUUAUCGAGGAACAGUUAAGACGAGCUGCUUAUUUGAAUCUCACUCAGGAUCCAAAUCAUCCAGCGAUGAGUCUGAACGCAAGAUUCGCCGAGGUUGAGUGCCUCGCUGAGUCUCACCAACACCUCAGCAAGGAGAGUCUUGCAGGCAACAAACCGGCCAAUGCAGUCCUCCACAAGGUUCUCAAUCAGCUCGAGGAACUCCUCUCGGACAUGAAAUCAGAUGUCUCUCGUUUACCUGCGACUCUUGCUCGUAUUCCACCAGUUGCACAGCGUCUUCAGAUGUCGGAGCGCUCAAUUCUCAGUCGAUUGGCUGCAACUGCUCCUGGUGGUGGCAGCAGUCAAACUGGACAAGCUGCUCUGCUUGCUCAACAAUUUCCGGCUGGUUUCUCGGGAGGUCAAUUACAAGCAACAUUCGCAGGUGCAGCCAAUUUUGGUAACUUCAGGCCACAGUAUUCCGUGCCAGGACAACCACCACAAGCUUAAAGAGUUGCAGGAGAAAUUUCUGAAUGAAAUAAUUCAAAGUAUCCGUGGCACAACCGAAAUUGACCAAAAGGAUGAUAGCAAACCAAUUAUUUGCGCGAUGUAAUUUUAUUUUUGUGAGAAUCACAAUGACUAGUUGAAUUUUCACUAGGUAAGGACCUAAGAAUAAACUGAAAAUUAAAAAUAACGAAACAACAAAAAAAAUGGAAAACGCUACAUAUAACACGUACCAAUAAACAAAAAAUCACCUUUUUCCUGUA